Molecule: messenger RNA, 369 nt
Organism: Angiostrongylus costaricensis
Lineage: Eukaryota; Metazoa; Nematoda; Chromadorea; Rhabditida; Metastrongylidae
Source: the annotation of a GenBank genome assembly
AUGACGAAGUUUGAUCGAUUUUGUGACAUGGAGGAAUCAAUACAAGCAAUCGCUCCAGUCGUUUCAUGUGAAUCGUCAUGUGUCACAAUCUUUGAGCCGCAGUAUUUUGGAGGCUUACGUUCUCCUCAGCGACCGUAUCUUUUCUUGCGCGGUUGUGCAUCACGUCUUCUUUCGGUAAUGGAAUCACCUCCACGGGAAGUUGACUUCCUUCACCGAGCUCCUAUUUGUGUCAGCUUACCGUUGUCACAGAUAUAUCCAGAUGUUUACACUAACGAGGUGGUCGAGGUUGGUGAUGAACUGAAUUGUUACAAUUCUUUCCACUUCUGUUCAGCAAACACGAGGUGCUAUUCCACUGAAUUGUUACAAUAA